Spirodela intermedia is the source of this 2775-nucleotide messenger RNA. Lineage: Eukaryota; Viridiplantae; Streptophyta; Magnoliopsida; Alismatales; Araceae. The record is from the annotation of a GenBank genome assembly.
AUGUGUCUCUGGAGGCCUAAGAUUGUAGUGGCGCUCUUGUCCAGCUGGGCCUUUAUCUCUUUGACAUGGGCCUCUUUUGUUAUAGAAGACUACGAGGGUCCUAGAAUCGGGCUGGAGACGUUGAGAAGUGAGGAAGAGAUCUCAUGGUUAUACGAUGAGUGGCUAAUGACGGUCGACAGGACGUACGAGGAACCUGGGGAGAGGCAAAGGAGGUUUGAGAUCUUCAAGGAUAACCUUCUCUUCAUUGACGAACACAAUCAUCCCAAGAACAACCACACCUACACCAUCGGUCUUAACGAGUUGGCUGAUCUCUCUUACGAAGAGUAUCAAGCCAAGUACCUCAUCCCUUCGAUAGGCGAGAACCCCCUCUUUUCCUCUGGGCGUGGUGACGAGCUUGCAACUGAAGAGCACGGCGAUGGAGACCUGGAACAAGUACCCGAUUUCAAAGACUGGCGGAUUGAUGGUUCGGUCAGCGCUGUCGUCAACCAAGGGUCCUGCGGUAAGUUUGUUCUUUUUUUUAAUCUCACUUGUAGCGCCGUCAACCUCUCCAGGGCUUCACGAGGACUGGCUUGUUGACUGACGGCAUCAGCCACGCUAAAACACAAGGAAUCACACGAAUCCACACGUUAAAUAUCAUCUACUUCAGACUUAAGCAUGUUAACUGUGAUAAAAGGGAGUUGCUGGGCUUGGGCGGCUGCUGCUGCUGUGGAGGGACUUCAUCACAUUCGUACAGGACAAAUGAUAAGAGUUUCCGCGCAGCAGCUUGUUGACUGCGAUUCGCGUUCCAGCGGUUGUGAGGGCGGGUCGCAGAGUCGCGCCAUUUCCUAUAUUCAACAGAAUGGCGGCGUUGAUUCCGCGGAGAAUUACCCCUACACAGGGAAAAAGGGCGUGUGUAGAACGAACAGCGUAAUACAGCAAAAUACUUGCCUUUUCUUCUUUCCUACUUGUCCAAUAUUUUUUUACAUCGGGGCGCUGUUUGUCUUCAAAAGAUAACUCCUCUCUCUGUUAUAUCCUCGUAGGCUAAACUCGUUUCGGUGAAUGGGUGGAAGAAAGUCCCCGAGAUCUAUAGUGAAAUGAAACUAAAACAGGUGGUUGCUGCACAACCUGUCGCUGUUGCCACAGAUGCACUCAACAGAAUUUUUCAUUUGUACAAAGGGGUAAGAAAUACUGCAUAUUACAGAUUUGUCGAUGCAUUAUCAGUAUAUUGUGUAUUUGACACAAUGAGAAAAUCGUUUUAGGAACUAUUCAUAAAACUGUUAUUUAAACAAGUUUUCAAAUAAGGAACCGUUUAGAGGUAAGAUAAUUUAUGCAUGCAUAGAAGUGUAUAAGAAUGUUAGACCUUUUACCAACUAUAAAUGUAGGAUUGGACGUUUUGUCUUAUUGUACUAGUAUAAUAUUGAUCAAGUCAUAUUGCCCAAACGUAUUAGUAUCAUAACAAGAACAACGGUUAGUGUGGUUCUAAAUUUCAGUGGCAUGAAUGCGUGAGAAUAAUGUAAGUUUAUACAUUUCUAUGGAGUGACUCCUAUGUAUCCUUAUAUCUAAUCUUCUAUAGAUUGUGUUUAUACAAUGAUUAAGAUCCAUUGGACAUACAUACAAAAUCAACUAUUAAGAUUCGAGAGCACAAAAUUGAUAUUGGAUUUUUUUCAUGGAAGGCUUGAACUGUUAGUGUAGAUAAAUUAAGUUUCGUAUCUAUUUAAAUAUCCUUUUAAGUAUGCAAUCGAUAGCACCAUUUGAAAGCCCUUGACAGUCUUAUCAAUGAGGGUAUUGAAUUAUCUGUUUUUUUUUAUUUUCCUUGUAACAAAAAUAAUGCUACAUAUCCAGUGAAAGAUGCAUUUUUUGAAAUUAGAAGGUUAACCUAUAGCAUUGUUUCAGUGAGAGAGGGAUUUGUCAACCAUAACGAGCUUUAGUCGAUGCUAAAAAUCCAUAAGCGAAUAUCAAUAUCAUAGAAUUUAGCUGAAACACCUUACUAAUGUGGAUUGAGGUAACUUAAAAAUCAGAAUAUAAAAUUUGGGAGAUGGCUAGGAUUAAUUUAAAGAGAAAACUUUAUGGAAUGAGAUAGAUAAGCAUACAAUAAAUCGCAUAAUGCUUCUUCAUCAAUGUCAUUGUACAAGAACUUGUGUUUAUUAUUAUAAAAUAUGCUGCAGCAAAAACAUGAUUAGCAACGAAUGUGUCAUGCACACUUUAUUUAAUUUAAAAAAAUUAAUUGUAUCCUUGAAACUAUGGAUGAUAAACAUAUUUUUUUAUGAAUUAAAUGGAUGGGCUUAAGAUUGCACCGAAUCUUUCUAUGUCAUGCAAAUGAAUGAUCUUUUUAAAUUUAAGCACAAAAGAACUCAUUUUUUAAAAAUUUUACUUUGAGAAAAAAGAGUUAAAGAUAUAAAAUGUAUUAAUUGGUAACAAGUUCAUGCACAUUAUAGAUAUAUUUUUACAUUUUUUAUAUGUAAUUCUUAAUGAUUUAUGUUUCUAACAUUGAUUAUUUUUCUUUUCUUUUACAUGGUGUCGACUAUAUUUAUAAUUUAAACUUACAUAUAAGCAAAAAGUGAGAAUUUGUGUUUUCUUUUGCAGGGUGUAUUCAAUGACAAAUGUAACACAACGGUAAAUCAUGCCAUGACUAUUGUCGGAUAUGGUGUUGAAAAUGGGCAAGACUAUUGGCUAGUCAAAAAUUCUUGGGGCUUUAAUUGGGGAGAAAAUGGAUAUGUGAAAAUGGCACGCAAUGUCAACCAAAUUUAUGGAUUGUGUGGAAUUUCAUCUGUGGCCGUUUAUCCUGUGAAAUUUUAG